Phanerochaete carnosa HHB-10118-sp is the source of this 1488-nucleotide messenger RNA. RefSeq lists its product as uncharacterized. Gene Ontology annotation, molecular function: 3-deoxy-7-phosphoheptulonate synthase activity. Gene Ontology annotation, biological process: aromatic amino acid biosynthetic process. The transcript has 13 exons. NCBI's taxonomy places the organism in Eukaryota, Fungi, Basidiomycota, Agaricomycetes, Polyporales, Phanerochaetaceae. The coding region runs from base 1 to 1488 and encodes 495 amino acids. The record is from RefSeq and is a predicted model, not a curated record.
AUGCCCGCAACGAACUGGACCCCGUCUUCUUGGCAAAGCAAGCCGGCAGCACAGGAUGUCGUAUAUCCAGAUCCUGAACAUCUUUCAAGAGUAUUGGCGAAGAUAAAGCAGUUGCCGCCUCUUGUAACUCCCUCUGAGAUCGAACGACUUCGGCAUCAACUCAGUCUGGUCCAGCGCAAUGAAGCUUUCCUCUUACAUGCGGGUGACUGCGCAGAGAGCUUCGAUGCUUGCACACACGAAAACAUAUCCAACAAGAUCGGACUCAUCCUCUCUGUCUCGCUCAUCCUCAUCUGGGGUGCCCGACUACCAGUUGUCCGAAUAGGCCGUAUUGCUGGCCAGUACGCUAAACCGCGCAGCAGCGCGAUAGAGAAGAUUGGCGAUCGUGAAGUCCUCAGUUUCCGUGGCGACAACGUCAACGGCCUUUCGCCGGAUGACCGUACGCCUGACCCGGAACGCAUGCUGAGCGCCUACUUCCACUCCACGACAACGCUCAACUACAUCCGCGGCCUGCUGAGCUCGGGCUUUGCGUCUUUGGACCACCCGCGUGACUGGUCGCUCUCGCACGUGCGCUCUCCGGGGCUGCGCAAAGAGUUCGAGCGCAUCACGGAAGGCCUGCAGGACGCGCUCGGCUUCACGCGCACCAUUGGCCUUGGCUGGGAGAACACGCCAUACGAGAAGGGCGGCAGCCGGAGUGUGCUUGGCGAAGUCGAUUUCUACACCAGCCACGAGGGCCUGAUGCUCAACUUCGAGGAGGCAAUGACGCACGCGUUCACGCUCCCAGAUUCGAGCAAGCCGGAGAGCGAGGGCCCGAGGCCGACGGCGUUCUACAAUACGUCGGCGCAUUUCCUCUGGAUUGGAGACCGCACGCGACAGCUAAACGGAGCGCACGUCGAGUACUUCCGUGGAAUCAGGAAUCCGAUUGGGAUCAAGGUCGGUCCGAGCAUGCAGGACGAGGAGCUCAUUCGGCUCUUGGACAUCGUCAACCCAGAUAAGGAGAGCGGACGCGUGACGCUGAUCACCCGCUAUGGUGCUGCCAAGGUUGAGAAGCACCUUCCGGGGCAUAUCACCGCCGUGCAGCGGUCUGGACACCCGGUCAUCUGGAUCUGCGAUCCGAUGCAUGGCAACACGCUGACCUCGUCGACGGGCCUCAAGACGCGCCACUUCGGGACGAUUAUCAGUGAGCUGACGGCGUGCAUCCGUACGCACGCGGGCGUUGGCUCACGGCUCGGCGGCGUGAGCCUUGAGUUCACGGGCGAGCUCACCGAGGACGGGUUUAGCGUGACGGAGUGCCUCGGCGGGAGCAUGGGCCUCGCGGAGGAGGAGCUCGGGCUCCGGUACCAGAGCUUCUGCGAUCCGCGCCUCAACUUUGAGCAGUCGCUCGAUGUCGCGUUCCUCAUCUCAGACCACUUCAAGCGCGAGCGCCUCGGAAGGUAUCGUCUCGGCGACGACGUCCUCUUCGAGGAGCUUGGCGGGCGCAGCCCUGCGUGA